GGAACGUGUGUGCACUGGCCAUAUCAUGGAAUGUCGCGGCAUCAACAUUGACUUGUUCAGAACCUUGUCGAAGGACGACUUCACAAUUUCACAUUGACAACGAAUUCCACAUACAAGACCAGGUAUCGUAGAUUUUUGAAAUCAAUAUUAACCAACCAUCAAUAGCUGCUAUUGAAAAUGGCCACCGACGUCGCUGUUGAAACCACCAUGGGCACCUUCACCCUAGAACUCUACACCAACCACGCCCCCAAAACGUGCAAAAACUUUGCCACUCUCGCCGACCGCGGGUACUACGACUCCACCGUCUUCCACCGAAUCAUCAAGGACUUUAUGAUUCAAGGUGGCGACCCCACGGGAACCGGCCGGGGCGGUUCCUCCAUCUACGGCGAGAAAUUCGAAGACGAGAUCCACCCUGGCCUGAAACAUACCGGCGCGGGGGUGUUGAGCAUGGCGAACGCGGGCCCGAAUACCAACGGGAGCCAAUUUUUCAUCACGCUGGCGCCGACGCCUUGGUUGGAUGGGAAGCAUACGAUUUUCGGACGCGUGAAAAAGGGGAUGGGGGUUAUCAGAAGGAUGGGCAUGGUACCGACUGAUAAGGAGGAUCGGCCGGCGACGGAGGUGAAGAUUGUGAAGGCGAGACUGGUGAGGGAGGAGGAUAUGGAGGCUUGACGUCGACGGGGGGAGUGAGUGAGGGACUGAGAUCACGGAUGAGAACGGGGGUGAGGAGUUCAAGUGCAUGUGGGCCUGGAGAGCUCGCUGAACUACUUUUUAGUCAAAAUGAGCUGCCGCAUUGUUGCGCCCAUUUAUAGUAGUUGGGAUAUACCAAAGGACUCACGAUCAACCUCAUCUUGUCAGGCAAUUUAAAUGCAUCACACAGCUGUGAAAGACAAGAGAAACGUGUGGCCAGGUAACUCUGAUUUCAUCCUGGUCUGACUGACGUGCGUUGCCCUAUCACGGCAGAAAGCUACUUGUUUGACACAUAUUGGGUCGGUAUGCGACAUCUCGAUUAUCCUCUAAGGGCUCUGUCCGAUUUCCAAUCCUUGAGCAAUGUCUAUUUUUGGGACAAGAAUAGGGUAUAAUGUAUAAAUGCGUGUAUAGGUAACGCC
Molecule: messenger RNA, 1106 nt
Organism: Neurospora hispaniola
Lineage: Eukaryota; Fungi; Ascomycota; Sordariomycetes; Sordariales; Sordariaceae
Product: peptidyl-prolyl cis-trans isomerase ppi1
Exons: 4
Coding region: 178-669 (163 amino acids)
Biological process (GO): protein folding; protein peptidyl-prolyl isomerization
Cellular component (GO): catalytic step 2 spliceosome
Molecular function (GO): peptidyl-prolyl cis-trans isomerase activity
Source: RefSeq, a predicted model, not a curated record